Messenger RNA from Zalophus californianus (California sea lion), 1290 nucleotides. RefSeq names its product transmembrane protein 187 (gene TMEM187). Gene Ontology annotation, cellular component: transport vesicle. The record is from RefSeq and is a predicted model, not a curated record. NCBI's taxonomy places the organism in Eukaryota, Metazoa, Chordata, Mammalia, Carnivora, Otariidae.
AUGGCGGCAGCGGCGGUCGGGCGAGGGGGCGGAGUCGGGCGACGUCACUGUCUCUUCCCCCCACCACCACCCCCGCCCUCGCAGGGCCGCUCGACCGCGGGAGAAACGGCGCGAGACGCGCCGGGGCUGGGGGGGGGGGGGAGUCGGAGGCGGGGCGAGUGGGCGGUGACGUGCCGGCUCCCAGGCUCGCCGGCUCCGCCCCCGGGAGCCGGCGCCACCGCCGGCGCUCCAACUAAAGGAGCCGGGCCGGGCGCCCGGGACCGCUUCCCGUCUCCCGCUCUGCCGGCCGCAGGGCGGGCAGCCAGGCCGGCGGUCUCCGAGCCGGGCGGGAGGGCGCGGGAGAGCUCCGCGUCGCCCCGCGUCACCUCGCGUCACCCCGCCCCGCCUGCUUCCCAGAGACCCGCGCCCCGCCCCUACGCGCAGGCGCAGAGCCGCUUUUCGGUUUAUCUGAAUUCUGAACUGACAGUGGAGGCUGCCCCAAAUCCUACCCGGGGGCUCCAUGUGAAGCCCGAGUCCAGACAGGCCCUCUUCCACGGGGCUGUGGCCAGCUGCUUCUGCGCGGCCACCGUCUACCGGGGGGUGUUCGGUGGCAUCUUCGUCCAAGUGGGCUCUGAACGCUGUGCCGAGGCCCGCGUAGCCAGCGUCCCCGUCUUCCUGGCCACGCCCUUCAACUCAUAGUUGGCCUACGUCCUCCUAGGGGUGUACUGGCUACAGAGAAAUGCCAGGGCCCCAGGGCGCCCCACGGAGACGCAGGGAGCUCAUUACCUGAAGGAUGUCUUCGCUGGCAUGGCCCUGGCCUAUGGCCUGGUUUGGUGGCUGCGGAUCGCGACGCAGUUGCGCCCCGCUGCCCUGCUUGACCAGUGGCUCACCUUGUCCAUCUUUGCGUGGCUGGUGGCCUGGUGCCUCUCCCUAGACAGGGGUUGGGAGUUGUUCCUUGCCAUCAAGUGUCUCUCCUUGGGCAGUUACGGCCUCACCCUGCUGCACCCCUGUGGGUUUGAGAUCGCGCUGGGCACCCACAUCGCAGCUGCCAUGGGCCAGGCCCUGCGUGCCCACAGGCGCUACGGCACUGCCUCCUCGGGAAUCUCCUUGGCUCUGGGCACGCUCUCCUGCUUGGGCUUUGUGGUCCUCAAGCUGUGUGACCAUCAGCUCGCGCGGUGGCAUCUCUUCCAGUGGCUCAUGGGCCACUUCUGGUCCAAAGCCUGUGAUGUGCUCCAGUUCCACUUUGCAUUCUUGUUUCCGACAAAUUUGAACACUUGCCAAAGCCCUCCUCCUGAGGGGAAAGUACAUUAA